Messenger RNA from Aphis gossypii (cotton aphid), 891 nucleotides. RefSeq lists its product as uncharacterized. Bases 1 to 450 code for a protein of 149 amino acids. Lineage: Eukaryota; Metazoa; Arthropoda; Insecta; Hemiptera; Aphididae. The transcript is spliced from 3 exons. The record is from RefSeq and is a predicted model, not a curated record.
AUGAGUUACAGCGAUUUUUCUAUUGAUUCUUUAGAAUGCUCAAAAUUUAUAAAUUCUAAUGAUAAUAUUAAGUAUGCCAGACAAAAUACAACAUCAGGUAAUAAUGAGUGGCAAUUGAUUGAAUCGAUUGACUUAAUGUCUGUUCCUUUGUAUUCUGGACCUGUUUCCUUACAAGAACUUAAAAGAAUAGAAGUUAAUGGUGAUAAAAUAUUAGAACUAGAAACUAAAGAAUUUUCAAGUAUGAAUAAGAAAAAAUAUUUAUCAAGUACUACAAAUAAAUCUAGCAUAAAUCUAAAGAAUUUUAAACAUUCUAAAAAGCAAGAAAAAAAUUACAAUCCAAGUGUAUUUAUGAACAUUGAUAAGAUUGAACAGAUGAAACAAAUAUCACCAAAUAACAUAGUAAAACCCAAAAGGAACAUUAACAAUAUUAAUUUGUUAAAAAAGAAAUAAUAUUACAAAUAUCUAAAUUAUAUAGAUUGGAUAACAAAAUAUAAUGUUUAAUUCCUUAAAUAAAAGAGUAUGUUAUUUUUAGAAUAGUUGAUAUUAGUUUGAAGAUUUUAAAUGAAUGUUUAUUAGUUUUGUUGUGUAUCUAACAACUUUGAAACAUUAAACCUGCUUCAAUCUUCAACUAUGAGAGUUGUUUUUAAUAAGAAAUAGUCUAAAUUGGUACUUUAGAUGAAUUUUAGUUAAAAAUUGUCAGUCAUUUUUUCUAUAAUAGUGGAAAAAAAUUAAUGAAAAAAAGGAAUUUUAAUAUUUGACAAAACUGAUUGUUUUUUUUUUUUUUUGGCCUUACUCGAUAAUAAAUAACAGAAAUUACAUAAAACUUUCAUCAACUUUUUUAUUACUAUUCCCAGUUUAUGAUAAAAUUUGAAAAAUAUAUCUUUAAAUUAU